Messenger RNA from Macrobrachium nipponense, 2512 nucleotides. RefSeq names its product amiloride-sensitive sodium channel subunit alpha-like. The record is from RefSeq and is a predicted model, not a curated record. NCBI's taxonomy places the organism in Eukaryota, Metazoa, Arthropoda, Malacostraca, Decapoda, Palaemonidae. Bases 124 to 1893 code for a protein of 589 amino acids. Gene Ontology annotation, biological process: sodium ion transmembrane transport. The transcript is spliced from 16 exons. Gene Ontology annotation, molecular function: protein binding; ligand-gated sodium channel activity. Gene Ontology annotation, cellular component: plasma membrane.
GCAAGGUCUACCCAAUAGCCGGGGCCGGGCGAUGCCCUCAAAUGACUGGCUCAACACAGGGGGAAAUGAACUGUUCAUCCCUAAGAUACCCUCCAUCGACUCAUUCAACAUAGAUGAUUAUGGAUGGUUGCCGAUUUCGACUGGAUUGAAAAGGAUUACAGCUGGAUUCAAAAGGAUUGCCAGGAGGGCACCUUCGUCUGCGAGGAUCGUUCGUGCAUCCCACGAAGGUGGCGAUGCAAUGCUGUGUCAGACUGCUCCAAAGCAUCGGAUGAGCGCGGCUGUGACAGCUGCCCGGAAGGCUUCUUCUUCUGUAGCGAAAAGAAGUGCAUUGAGAGUUAUCGCGUUUGUGACGGAGAGACGCACUGUGCCCACGGGGAGGACGAAAAUAAAUGUGAAGAGAAGAAAGAGGACGCCUGCAAAGGCUUCCAGUGUCUCUCGGGCCGCUGUCUCCAUUCGACUUUCUUCUGUGACGGCAUCUACGAUUGCGACGAGGGAGAGGACGAACUCUUGUGUGUGACGAAAGACGCAGCUGCGCACGAGUUUCGACAGUUUUGUAGCCGGUAUUACACAGCCUUGCUCGAGAUACACAAUGAAACCAGAGACUUUGCUGCUCGUCAGGGCAACCAAGAGUGUCCUCUAGAUGAUUACAACGAAACCGCAUCCUGGAGCCCAAUGUGCAGUAGUGAGGUAUUUUGUGACAAUUUUGGAUGUUACGACUACGAAUUGAAGAAAUACUUGGAAUUCAGAAGCACCGAAUACGAUGCCAUCUGCGCAUAUUGUACGAAAGAUUUCAACUGCUGGAGGAAAGAUUGGGUCGACUCCUGGGAACAGAGCUCCCUGAACAAGAACCAGUUAAGUUGGAUUCUCAAAAAAAAGCGGUCUGACUUCCGGGACAUCACCAGUCUUUACGAACCGACCACUGAGGUCCUUGAGGAUGCUUCCAUACCAAAGGAGGACUUCAUUUUCUCCUGCAAUUUCGAUGGGAAAUCCUGCAGCGAUAAGGAUUUCUAUGAAUGGAUUGACCGCAAAUAUGGAAAAUGCUACACAUUCAAUUACUUCCAGACUAAUAAGAGCAUCAAAACGUUGAUGGAAGCAGGACCAACCCAUAACCUGCAAGUGGACGUCAACUUGUUCAACGGAUUGUUUAUAGUCUCACCAGCUCACGGGCUUCGAGUGAUCCUCCACAGCCCUCGAAGGCUGCCGUUUCCCGACGAGGAGGGAUUCAACGUAGGCAACGAAUUCAUCUCCGUCAGCGUGUCCAGGACAGUCAUUGAACACUAUGGUGAAGACUACGGCUUUUGUAGAGGCCUUGAAAAAGACGAAUUUCCUGCUUAUUCUCAGAUGUUCUGUAAGAAGCUAUGCAAGGAGAGAGAAUACCGAAGGCUGUGUGGGUGUGCCGUGAACACCGGUCCCAAUUACGAACAGCUGGAUUCGGCCGGAUCCGGAUCCGGGGAGGGCAGUGAGGAACCCAGGAAUCUCUCCCUGUGCUCCAACUUCCAUAUCAAGCAGAAAGUCUGCAAGGCCGUCGUCGAUGUUCGCUACAAGACGAAGAAACUAAAUUGUGAUUGUCCACCUGCGUGCAGGGAAGAGUUGUACAAGCCCCAGGUGACGUCAGCCAUGCUUAGUUCCAAGUACCGCACGAUCCUGCAUAACUACAGGAAGAAAAUUGACACUCUCUGUAAGAACAAGACAGGGACGAUGGUGAGUCUGCAAGUGUAUUUAGAUUCGCUCAGCUAUGAAGUGUUUUAUGAGUCUCCUUCUUUCACGGGGCUGACGAUACCACAGCGCCGUCAGGAAGGAAAGGCUCAGGGGAACCCCCCUACAUGCCAGUCAUCAGGGUCAACUCAUUCGUUACUUACGAGGACAAGAAUUAGCAGUAGCAGGAUUCUAUAGGGGUAAUAACACCAUCCUAAAAAUCAUCAGCAGGAUUUUGAAGAGUCCAUAUAAUGUUGAAGAGGCCAUAAGAAGAUCUUGUAGAAGUGAAAGUAAUUCCUGAAGGAGCUACCCCAGCAGUUUACUUUUCAGGGGCUGGCAGGCAUCAUCAGGGACAGUUAGCGGUGCAAUUUGGGUACUAGACCUUUUUAAUUUUAGGUUUAGACUAUAUUUGACCAGUUCAUGUUCAAUGAUAAUUAUGAAAAUAUUUUUUUUAUAUAGUUUCAAACCAGACUAGGCCUACUUGGAAUUAUGAUCAUCAUAAAUGCACAUUCUUUAUUUUAUGUAAAGCGUAUUCAUCCAGGUUAUACUUCUUGAGCACAAUAAAAGUUAGCUUUAUGCACUCGGUUAAAUAUUUUGAAAACUGAAUUUGUUAGCAUUGACAUGCAAAUGACAUGACUUGAUUUAACCAUUAUGCCUAUGAUACUGCUGUACACUUUUGAAGACUCAUUGCCACUGACUUGUUUAUCCAAAUUAUUGGAAAUAUAUCACCUCUAAUUUUAUUAGAGAUUCUGAUCAGCUAAAUAUUCAGCACCAUUUGAGCUUUCUUGCAGUCUUUACAUAAGUAUAGAGUGUUUUU